Lodderomyces parapsilosis is the source of this 4368-nucleotide messenger RNA. RefSeq lists its product as uncharacterized. Bases 1 to 4368 code for a protein of 1455 amino acids. The record is from RefSeq and is a predicted model, not a curated record. The transcript has a single exon. Lineage: Eukaryota; Fungi; Ascomycota; Pichiomycetes; Serinales; Debaryomycetaceae.
AUGCCAAAUCUUAACAAGUCACUAUCAAGAGACAUGUCUACGGACAAUUUGAUAUCAGUAGAUAGCAAAUUUAUCAAGAAACCAACCAAACGAGUAGCUGGCUCAAUGUCACCCAAAAUUGCUGCCAAUGACUCCUUUUCCAAAAACAACAGCAUCACAAGUGCUACAAGCCACCAUAGUUAUGCUAGCAAUAUUGCCGGCAAUACAAAUCACAACUAUCAUCAAAAUAACAAUAAUAGUCGCAACAAUAGCAUGGCAAACAGCAAUAAUAACAAUAACAAUGGAUACAGAAACACCGGAGCACCACCUGGCUCAUUUUACACUAAAGAAGGAGUAUAUUACUUCCCUAAUGGAGAAGUGUUUCGACCUAGAACCGCACCAACAAAGAGAAAUAGACCAGGAAAAAUAACUGUCGACACUUCGGUUGCUAGGCAAAAUAACAACCCAGCAAACAAUAAUGAUGGCAAUGGCGGUUUCAAUCAAACAAACCACACCGGCUCAAGUCACAACUCCCCGUCCAUGGGGCCUCAAAUGGCUCAGCAACCACAUUUUGUUAACGACUCACCAUCUUCAUCACCAGCUAUUGCGGCUCCUCCACCACUUCGAUCAGUUGGCUCAUAUACUUCUCUUCCCAAGUCAAAUUCACUACAAAAUGUUCGAUUAGCAAACAAACAAAACUUGUCAAAGAGUAUUAGAGACAACAAGGGAGAUAUCCAUACCAAUAUAACCAUUGACAAUGCGAACAGUAAGAUGCCCUAUGAAAGUUACAAGAAUGGCAGUACUUCAAGCUUGAAAAAUUUGCAAAGACUACAUUCACACAAUAUAACAAGAUCAGAGCAACAAAAUUCAUCCAAUGGCUCAUCUUCAAUGUCCUCAACCAGCUCAAACAUGUCAAAUGUUUUGCACAAUCAGUACAACAACAAUAAUGGCUCGAAUGCAAACUUGGAUAGAUCAGACAGUAAUACUCCUUCUACCUCAAUCAGCGAUGAUCAUCAUUCUCACCACAAAUUUCAUCAACUUCAAAAUUCGCAUACCCCACAUGGAGAGGGCAAUCACGCGCUAGCACCGACUCAGAUAUCCAAUGGACAUUUCAUGGAGAAUAAACAUCAAGAUCUUGAACGACCACACCACUUGGCAAACGAACUGUAUCACGACGCUCAUAGCUACCCUAGUUCAAAGAUUUAUUCGCACGAUUCUCAUGAAAAUACAAAUAAUGAUAGCAAUAGAGAAAGCAGUGGCUCUAGUGAUCAAAGGCUAAGUGUGGAUUCUGUGUCAGAAGGUCGUGGCAAUCAUCGUGAUGAUGCUACUGAUGAUACUGUCCUUAGUACUUUAAACGCAACCAGUGAAGAUACAUUCAAGACUGCCACCGCAGUAUCAACUUUACACUCAAACAGUGCUGGUCACUCAUUGAGCUCUAUUGGAGACAACUUGAAUCGUCAUGCAUUACAUGACUAUGGUAACUCCUCACAUUCAGAAAACUUGCCAAAAGAGUAUACAAAUCAACCAUUGAGGCAUUCAUCUUCGUCAAUUUCGGAGGUGAGUAUGGAUGAAGACAAGGAUAGUUUGGAUGAAACUCCAAUAUUGUCAGAACCAAUUGUGGGGCAAAAAAACACAGAAAAGCAUGCUAAUGAUGCAACCCAAAAAACAUAUGAUGCGCCAGAGAAGCCUGUGCUUGCAAAUAUUUCAGACAUGUCGUUCAAUUCUACUCAAGAAGAUUUGUCAAGGUCCAGUGGAGCUAGUCCUAUGCUCGAACAGAAGGAGCAAACGGAACAAACGAAACCACUUUUUGCUGGAAAUGAAAACCACACGUCAGAUGGUACCUCUACAAUCACCAUCCCUAUCAACUGUUCUGUUUUGGAAAGCAGGAUGGAAGAUGUGCCUGACUUGAGACCCCCACGUCAAAUCACCAACAUCAAGAAAGUUAAAAGUGAUGAUCCUCCUAGUGACGAAAGCGGAUUACCAGAACCAAGCAUUGAUAAUGAAUCUUUUGUUGAUCUGUAUUUAAAUGAUGUUUCUCCCGAACUGUACAAGUUGAAUGAAUUGAUUGAAACUCACAAUGAAGAGAGCCCACUCAGAAACGAUGAAAUCAAGCGAGAUGACGAGCCUCAAGGAAACAUUACGAGCCAAACGGUAAGUGUUCCCAAAAGCGCCGAGAAAUUGAAGCAACAAGUUUUAUCGCCUUCUUACUCAUUCUCAUCGGUUCCGUCAGCGGAUUUUGAAAUCACGUCAAAACCUUUCAAAGGCUUGGUUAACGAUGUUCAAGAUGAAGUUCCACCAAGAGGAGAUGUACAAAUUGUUGAUGAUCGAAAGAUUAGAAAGCAUCAUCGCCAUACGUCGUCUGCUUCUUCGGUUGAGUUUAUAAACCAGCUAAAGCAAGAGUUAUCGCAACCAAUAAUAAGGGAAAUAAACACAGAAACAGAGCCAGUAACACCUAAAGCAGGGGAAGGCGCAAACGACGAGAUUGAAACCCCUCCACAUGAUGCUAUACCUCCUCCACCAAUUGAAAAGUCACCUGGUAUGAGAGUGAAAGGUAAGCCAAAGAAGCACAAGCACAAGCAUCACCAUCAUCACCACCACCAAAAGAAGGAGAAUGAGCUAACGGGCCCUGGCUUCAAAAAGUCCUCUGAUGUAAAGGUUGGCUCUGCGUUGAAAGAUGAAGUGGUGUGGACUCCUCAACUGAGUGAAUUCCCCCAAGCCAGUUCCUUGUUAUCCAAUGAUGUUGCCUGUCAUUCUACAGCAAAGAAGGAUCAGGAAACCUCCAACAAACCGAAUUUGACACUAGAUGAAUCUGUUUUGAGUAAACCAGUGCCAUCAUUCCACAGCUCCAAGCAAUUUCAAUCACCACAACAACUGCAUCAUGCUACUGUGGAAUCUCCAAAAGCGUCACUAUUCAGUCAUUCCACCUCCAUUGGUUCUGAAUCACCUUCCAAAUUGAAUAAGUCGACAUCUAUUUCCAAUUUCAAGUCAUUUUUCAAGAAAUUGAAACCAAAGGAAAAAGAGCCCAACACUCCAACCAGCAAUACCUCCAUGAACAGUGGGGCUUCAUCCUCUCCAUCAAAGAAAAAACUGCAUCGUGGUUUGUUUGGAUUUGGUAAACACAAAAAGGAAGAUCCGUCCCCUCCACCAACACCUCAGUCAACAUUUGAAAUGGAAAAACGUGAUGCCAAUGUGAGUCGUUUAUCUGUUCUUAGUGAAGCCUCAUUCAAACUUGGUGCUUUACCUGAUUUUGAACCUGAGUCUGAUGGAUUAUUUGAUGAUGUAAUGCUUACUUUUGAUGAAAAAUUUGAACGUGAUUUGACACCGACGAAACCACCUGACUUUGUCAAAUUGUCAUCAACUACGUCUAGGAACAAACACAGUAAUGAUGUAUUAAGUGAACCAUUUUUGAAAGAUGAUGAAUUGACUAAAGAACAAAUUGCUGAUCAAAAAUUGCACGAUUUGGAAAACACCGCCGAUGAAGGAAGUGGUGGUAGUAGUAAUGAAGAAGCAGAAGAUGAGGAAAUUGGUGGAUUACUUGGUAUUGGUCCUGGUUUGCUUGCGGGUGUUGGUGCAGAUGAUGCUGAUACUGGAACCGGAACUGGAACUUAUAUCGAUGAAAACAUUGAGUUUUUGAAAAAUGAAGGCUUUUGGUCUCAGUUGGAUGAAACUGCAUUGGCAAGACAGAUUGAGCUUGAAAAAAGAAGCAGUGGAAUUGCACCCAGGCGCAACAAUGAAACAAGUGCUUCAUCAUUGCCUAUGAAUAAAAAUGGCCAACAAGGAACGAACCCACUAGGCUCUUCCAGUUUACGGUUUUCGUCACAGGACCCAUCAUCGGCUCAAAAUGACACCGCUGUAGUAGUGGUUGAGAAUCACGAAUUAAACAAUAUUCUCGCCAAUAUAACUGAAGAAGGUAAACGCAAUUUACCUAUACAUUUGAAGUAUAUCAAACAAUUUCGUGAUUAUUCCACCAUUGAAGUUGAAAUGCACAGGUUUGAAACUUUGCCCAACAACAAACCCCAAACACAGCCAUUAAAUAAUCCAUCGAUUUUGAAACGUAGAAGUCAUCAAUUCAGUUCACCGUAUGGACAACACGGGUACAGCUAUCAGCAUCAACAGCAGCUGUUGCAGAUGCCAAUGGGAUUUCCACCUCAGCAACAACGAAAACAGCGCCAACAACAAACUAACAAGCGAGUCAAUUUUAACAACAAGAUCUUGAUUAAUGAGACAUUUUCAAGUGAUGUUUACAAACGGUACAAUAAGUCAGUGACACAAUACAGUUUAUCUGAUCCCAAGGAAAUUAGCAAUAUCAAGAAUGAAGUCAAUUACUAUAAAUGUAAUGAAAUGUUGGUUCAUGAGAGUUCACAAAACAAUACUCAUUUCUACUAUUAA